GCAGUCGCCAGCGGAAACGGAAGUGCAGAAAGUCCCGAGCGGCUGGCCGUGCAAACUGUUGCUCGUCGGUGUGUUGGUGAUUGUGUUGGUGUGGCCGUGUCGGUGUGCUGGUGAUUCUCUCGGUGGCAUUGUUGGUGUUGGACAAUUAGCAAAGUUGCUGUAACAGACCGAAUUAUCCGACAAAUUUGAUGAAAAUGGUAAACAUUAAAUUGUAAUGCGGCACGCGGAGUAAAAUCCUGAAAUGGCACAGCAACAGCGCAGCUGGGACGAGGGAGCUGGAGGAUCCUACGGCCAUCCCCACUCCUCGCAUCACAAAGUACCUGCACGAGCUGCCAGCAAUCCUUUGCCCUGCAAGGGAGCUACUCCCAAAGUUCCCAGGCCAUACCAUGGUGCUCCGUCGCCGAGUUACGGAUACGGGGGCUACGAGACCCCGCGGAGUCCCAAGAUCACCACCACCUUCGCCCAGGACAGUUGCGAUGAUGGCAGUAGCUCUACGCCGAGCUCGUACUAUCAGACACCCCCUACGGGAUCGAUCGAUGACUCCGCCUCGCUGCUCAGUGGACGCACCACUGCCCGCAGUCCCAAGUCCCCGUGCCAGUUCGUCUUCGAUGCAGUGAGUCCCAGCCAUGGUAGGAAGUUCGAGUACUACGAACCAAUCUCUCCGGACGAUGGAGCGCUCUAUUACGAUCCCCCCAGCUCGCCACGUCGGCAGGGCUCCAAGAAGUUGAUGCGCUCAAAGUCUCCUCUCGAUCCAGUUCCACAGUUGACCACCACCGGGGUGGAUGAGAGCAUGGCGGUGGCUAUGGUGGCAAUGGGCGGAGGCGGGGGAGGAGGUUCUGGAGGAGGUUACACCUCAGGAGGACUAAACAAGCGGCAGCGAGAUGAGUGGGAGCUGCCGGUGAUCAGUAAGAUCGAGGCAAGAAAUCUAAGUGCAGCUGCCUCCGCCGCAGGAGCAGGAGGAGCUGGGGGAUCGGGAUCGGCAGGAGGCAACUAUUACGGCCUGAAGCGCGACUCCUGCGUCACUGACUGCACCCAGCUGUCUAUGGAAUCCGGCGAGACGGGCACCCAGCACACCAACAGCACCAGGGUGACCCACACCACCACCAGCUUCAGCUUCACGGAGCCGGAAAUGGAGCAGGAGCCAGGACAGCCUGGUCAGCAUGGACAGCCGCAGUCGCACCGCCAACGCCGCCAUGCCAUUAACAUCACCUCCAAUCCCGGCUACCAGGUGCUCCACAGCUCCCACUCCACGCUGGAUCGUACUUGUUCGGAUAGCGUCGUCUCCCUGCGCUAUCGCAAAUCCACCAGUGACCUGACCCAAGAUGCCGACCACGAGCUCAGUGGCUGCAAGCCGAACAAGCCGAAGGCCCACGUGGAGCACAAGCCGCGACGCAGGGGCAGUUCCAAGGGGGGAUUGGCCUACCUGGCCAGCCGGCGGAGCUCCAGGGAGUCGAUGAAGAGCGCCUGCUCCAACGCCUCCAUCGUCUCCAACGAUGACGUCGGACCACUGGCCUUCCAGAGCUCCAAUCGCGGUCGCCAGCGCAGGACAUCCAACUUCCUCGAGCUGCCAGUUCCCGACCACGUUCGACCGCGCGUCUGCUCGCUGCCGGAGCGACCUUACAACCCGCGGGCCAGCGACGACCUCUACCGCCUGCGGCACUUCUCCAUCAGCAAGGGCAACGUGGUCAACUGCGGCGACUCGAUAAUCUCGCGGAGGUCACGGAGCAACACCAGCGUGAACUCGACGAACAGCCGGGCCAGCGAGCGGUCGCCCUUCGAGGGCAGCUGCUGCGGGGCGGGCUACGCCAACGUGGACUCCCUGCCGGCGACGCCGGACGACUCCGAGAACCUGGACCCACCGCCCCCGGCCCGCUACCGCGUGGUCAUGCUGGGCGAUGCCGGCGUGGGCAAGACGGCGCUGGUCAACCAGUUCAUGACCUCGGAGUACAUGCACACCUACGACGCCAGCCUGGUUUUAGACGACGAGUUCGGCGAGAAGACGGUGAGCGUGCUGCUGGACGAUGAGGAGUCGGACAUGGUCUUCAUCGACCAUCCCAGCGUAGAGAUGAGCGUGGAGAACUCUCUGUCCACCUACGAGCCCCAUGGCUGCGUCGUGGUCUUCUCGGUGGUGGACCGCAGCUCCUUCCGCGUGGCCGAGGAAAUCAUCAACUACCUGUGGCAGGAGAACUACACCAAGGACAAGGCCGUCAUCCUGGUGGGCAACAAGGCGGACCUGGCCCGCGCCCGUCUCAUCACCUCGCAGGAGGGCAAAGCCCUGGCCGCCUCACGCGAUGCCAAAUUUAUUGAGACGUCCAGCGGCAUACAGCACAAUGUCGAUGAGCUGCUCGUCGGCAUAUUGAAGCAGAUGCGUCUGAAGGAGAAGCGCGAGAAGAAGGCCACCGCCUCGAAGAUGAAGACCUCUCGCACCCACAUAUCGCUGCACUUGGCCAAGGAGCUGCUGCAGAAGAUCUGCCUCAGUGACAUCUCCAAGUCGAAGAGCUGCGAGAACCUGCAUGUGCUAUAGAGAUAUCCCCCAAGCGAACCCAAUCACAUGUGCGGAGCAAAACCCUGAUGUCUUCUUGCCCCGGCUAAAUUCCUGGGCGAAAUUAUGCCACAAAACUGUAUACAAAAGAGAAUUUUAUCAAAAGCGGCUGCCUGGCGAAAUAUUCCAGAUGCCAUUCAGAUUGGACCGCAAAAAACGGACGGGGAUGUGGAUGUGUUCAUCGCCUUUGCGGUGCUCCGUUUAUUAAAAGUUUAAUGCCGGGUCUCGGGUUUCGGCAAGUCAUUGGCUGUGGUCAGGCCUCCAGAUUCGGCGAUAGUCGACUUGUUUAUGGCGGAUGUUUUGGAUCGGCUUAUCGCGCCCAGACGCACCUCCAACUGGGUGGCGAAGGCCGGUCUGAUAGGCCCCGAUCCAAUAAUUUAAUGAUCCAGCAAUCCGACGACCCAGCGAUCCAGCGAGGCGUGUGCGGCCUCCACCCCGAAAAAAAAACAGUAUAAACCCGCUGAAGGAGGCGGGUCCGUAAUACUUAAUUUAUAGAUGUACAUUUUAAUGCGUACUUGCAUAUACAUACAUAGAUACUUAUAUGUGUUCCAAUGCGAAUAACUUCAAUUCCAAUAAUGUGCUGUCAAUUGAACGCUACGAAACGCUUAAGGAGCAGCCCCCAAGAGACGAGAGAAACUUUAUAGAUGUUGAUUUAUGUAUACACAUAGAGGCCAUAAGCAGCAUAUAUACACGUGACCUAUAUCGGAUAAGUUUAUUGUCUAGGCUAGGGUUACUUAACGCUCCACCUGCUUCGCAAAGAAAAUCUUCCAAUUGACGAAAAUCUCAUAUCGGAAUGACUGUUGAAUGUUGACUGUUGUUAGUCUAAGCCAAGAACAAAUACCAUUUAAUCAAAGUACUUCACUCAGAUAUAUAGAUGUAUCUCAACGUGUACACCGUACCUAUAUUAUAUAUAUAUUUAAAGAUAAAGAUACAAAGAUACAUAUACAUUAUACAUAUACGUAUAUAAUAUACCAUAUAUUUACGAACUUCUAACACUUCUGAACUCAUACGCUUAUAUAUUUGAAAAAUACCUUUUACAAAAUGCGAAAGGCAAGGCAAAAACAAACGUAACUCUAACUAUUUUCAUACGCAAACUUACACAUUAGAGGGGGGAUGGGAUUGCGAGGAUUCCGAAUGCCGGAUUCCGGAUUCCGGACGGGAUGGGAUUGGUUUGAAGGCCUGCCACCGGGCCCGUCCAAAGUCGAGCACUCGACAGCUGUGCACUCAUGUUUGCCCUCCUCUACUUUCUACUUUCUCCUGCCCCUUUCCCAGCCCCUCACCGACAUUCCUUCCGCUUCACAUCCUCCUCCACAUCCUUUCUGUCGAGUGCACUUUAUCAUUUUUAACAUUUAGCAAACAAAACAGAAAGUUGCUGCGGCCAAAGUUUUAAUUUGCAACGCAAAGCCUGGCUGGCGGAAAUAUUCGAAUGUUCCGCAUCCGCACCGUGGCCAUCUGCAACGCGCAUACGCCGCGUGCGCCGAGGUCGAGGCUUUAAUUUGAUUUGCUAAUCAAAUCGCCGAAGGAAACCCAAAUCGAAUCAGAGCCAGCUAUAAACUCCCACCGAAUUUACUGUGUAAAGCCAUUAAACAACAAUGUAUUCUAAAUGAGAUUUUACGGCCGCCAUUUAAACAUAACAAUUGGCUAAAAGCGUAGCGAUAAAGAUAUCUAACCGUACAUAUACAUACAUACCUCCUAUAAAUACAUAUAUAUUUGUGUAAAGAUCGAUGUAUAUUUAUAUAUAUUUUUCCAAGCUGAAUAGAGAACCCUUGGCAAAGAAUCAAUUUUGUGUUGCAUAGUAUAAUCCGCAAUUGUACGCUUUUGCCUGUCACCGAGAUGAGGCUGCAGAAAAAGCAAAUUAAUUAGAGUACACGGAGAUAAAAUCCGAUUUCUUGUUUGGUGUGUAUAACUAUGGUACCCCCCUUUCCCGACCGCCCAAUCGCCCUCCUCCUCCCGACUCGAUCUCAUCAUCCGAUAAAUAAAGGACAAGGACGCUCUGUAA
This is a messenger RNA of Drosophila subpulchrella, 4541 nucleotides long. RefSeq lists its product as uncharacterized. The transcript is spliced from 7 exons. Gene Ontology annotation, cellular component: plasma membrane. The coding region runs from base 242 to 2524 and encodes 760 amino acids. Lineage: Eukaryota; Metazoa; Arthropoda; Insecta; Diptera; Drosophilidae. The record is from RefSeq and is a predicted model, not a curated record. Gene Ontology annotation, molecular function: GTP binding; calcium channel regulator activity; GTPase activity.